Rubroshorea leprosula is the source of this 3768-nucleotide messenger RNA. NCBI's taxonomy places the organism in Eukaryota, Viridiplantae, Streptophyta, Magnoliopsida, Malvales, Dipterocarpaceae. The record is from the annotation of a GenBank genome assembly.
AAGCUUUCUUCCACGCCCACAAGCAAAAUCCUUUCUUCUAGAUUGACAUGCCAACGGCGGCUGGCGGAGGUGGUCGUAAUCGGAUUCCGACGAGGAGGGCUGCUUUUCGAUGUCAACGGAGAGACUCAUUGCAGAGGACUCCUUGCGUUUGCAGUUUGAGGAAAUGCACAAUCAACCGGCGGCGCCGAAUUUCGGAUCAUCCGGAUCCUUCAGACAGUAUUGCGGCGAUGGCGCCUUUAUUUUCGAUGAACUUCCGAAGGCGACGAUUACAUCGGUUUACAGACCCGAUACCGGAGAUACGAGUCCUAUGCUUCUGUCUUAUACCAUUGAGUUUCAGUACAAACAGUUUAAGUGGCAAUUAGUGAAGAAGGCUUCACAAGUUUUGUAUUUACACUUUGCACUCAAGAAGCGAGCGUUCGUCGAGGAGUUUCAAGGGAAACAAGAGCAGGUUAAAGAAUGGCUUCAAAGUUUAGGAAUAGUUGAUCAGGUAGCAGUUGUUCAAGAUGAUGAUGAACCUGAUGAUGGAGCCAUUCCUUUGCAUAAUGAAGGAAGUGUGAGAAACAGAUAUGUUCCAUCUAUUGCUGCUUUAUCAAUUCUUCGCCCGGCCAUAGGAAGGCAGGAAAGUGCUUGUGAACAAGCCAAAGUAGCAAUGCAAGGUUAUUUGAAUCAUUUCCUGGGAAACAUGGAUAUCGUCAAUUCUCAAGAGGUCUGCAAAUUUCUGGAGGUCUCUAAGUUGUCUUUUCUUCAAGAAUAUGGUCCUAAGUUAAAAGAAGGUUAUGUUCUGGCAAAGCAUGUGUCAAGAGCUGCUGAUAAUACUGAGGUUAGAUGUGGCUUGUGCGAAUUAUUAAAUUGCUGCAACAACAAAUGGAGAAAGGUCUGGGCAGUUCUGAAACCUGGAUUCUUGGCAUUGCUGGAAGAUCCUUUUGAUUCAAAACUCUUAGACAUAAUUGUUUUUGAUGUACUACCAACCCCAAAUGAUGAUGGAAAAUCUAGAGCGCUUUUAGCAGACCAGAUAAGGGAACGCAAUCCUUUGCGUUAUGCAUUUAGGGUUUCCUGUGGAAAUCGAAACAUAAAGUUGAGAGUUUCAAGUAGCAGUAGAGUCAAGGAAUGGGUUGGUGUAAUCAAUGAUGCCACCUCAAAGGCUCCUGAGGGCUGGUGUUAUCCUCAACGCUUUGGUUCCUUUGCUCCUACAAGAGGUUUGACUGAAGAUGGGAGUCAAGCUCAAUGGUUCAUAGACGGGAAAGCUGCUUUUGAAGCCAUUGCUUUAGCAAUAGAGAAUGCAAAAUCCGAGAUAUUUAUUACUGGUUGGUGGCUCUGCCCAGAUCUGUAUCUCAGACGCCCUUUUCAAAGUCAUCCAUCAUCUCGGCUUGAUGCAUUACUGGAAGCAAAAGCCAAGCAAGGAGUUCAGAUAUACAUCCUUCUAUACAAGGAGGUUUCUAUUGCUCUAAAAAUCAACAGUUUAUACAGUAGGAAAAGGCUUCUUAGCAUUCAUCCAAAUGUCAGAGUGAUGCGCUAUCCCGACCAUUUCUCAACUGGCAUUUACUUAUGGUCACAUCAUGAAAAACUUGUCAUUGUUGAUUAUCAAAUUUGCUUUAUUGGAGGAUUAGAUUUAUGCUUCGGUCGUUACGACACAGUUGAACAUAGAGUGGGUGAUUGCCCUCCCCAUACAUGGCCUGGAAAAGACUAUUACAACCCUAGAGAAUCUGAACCUAAUUCUUGGGAGGAAUCAAUGAAAGAUGAACUGCAUCGUGAAAGAUAUCCUCGUAUGCCAUGGCAUGAUGUCCAUUGUGCUCUAUGGGGACCUCCUUGUCGUGAUGUUGCUAGGCAUUUUGUUCAACGUUGGAAUCAUGCUAAGAGAAACAAAGCUCCAAAUGAAAAGGCAAUUCCAUUACUUAUGCCUCAUCAUCACAUGGUCAUCCCUCAUUACAUGGGAAGUAGAGAGAUCAACAUUGAAAGCAAGGAGGGAGAAGAGAAUGAGAAAAACAUCAGCAGACAGAAUUCCUUUUCCUCAUGGUCACCCUUUGAAGAUGUCCCGUUGCUUUUGCCCCAGGAAGCUGGUGGACUAGUUGUGCCUAACGGAGAACCAAACUCAAAUAUCUUUGAGAUAAAGCAUGCUUUUCUUGAUCAGCCAACUAGGGACGGUGAAACUUUUUCUUUCGCGUUCUGGAAUUCUAAAGUUGAAUACUCAGUUUCAGAUACAGAGAUUAAAGGUAGUGAAGACGACCUUGAUUUCAUGGAUCCAAAUUUGGGGGCACUGUCCGGUGAAGAUGAAUUGUUGGAGAUGGCCAAAAAUGAUGAUGAUAGCUGUGGUGGUGGUGGUGGUGGUGGUGAAUAUGGACAAGUUGGUCCUCGAACAACAUGUCAAUGUCAGGUUAUCAGAAGUGUCAGCCAGUGGUCUACAGGAACCAGCCAAACUGAAGAAAGCAUCCAUAAAGCUUAUUGUUCUCUCAUUUACAAGGCAGAGCAUUUUAUUUACAUUGAGAAUCAGUUUUUCAUAUCGGGCCUUUCAGGAGAUGAGAUCAUACAGAAUCGUGUUCUGGAAGCAUUAUACAACCGCAUUUUGCAGGCACAUAAAGAAGAGAAGUGUUUUAGGGUCAUUGUAGUCAUUCCACUCUUACCAGGCUUCCAGGGAGGUGUGGAUGAUGCUGGUGCAGCAACUGUUAGAGCUAUAAUGCAUUGGCAAUACCGAACAAUUUCAAGGGAGAAAACUUCGAUAUUACAUAAACUAAAUGCGUUGCUUGGCCCUAAAACACAGGAUUACAUUUCCUUUUAUGGUCUGAGAUCAUAUGGUAGACUUUCUGAUCGCGGUCCUGUGGCCACAAGUCAGGUUUAUGUGCAUAGCAAGCUGAUGAUCAUAGAUGAUAGGAUCACCUUGUUGGGCUCAUCUAAUAUCAAUGACAGAAGUUUGCUUGGAACAAGAGACUCUGAGAUUGGGAUAGUGAUAGAAGAUAAAGAGUUUCUCGAAUCAUCAAUGAAUGGAGAGACUUGGGAAGCGGGUAAAUUUUCUUACAGCCUCCGGUGCUCACUCUGGUCUGAGCAUCUGGGUCUUGAUCCAGGAGAGAUAAGCCUUAUUGGUGAUCCAAUACUGGAAGAUACAUAUAUAAAGCUAUGGCAAGCUACUGCAGAGGCCAAUACCAGGAUUUACCAAGAUGUCUUUGCUUGCAUUCCUAAUGAUCUUACACACUCAAGGGCUCAACUCAGACAAAAUACAGCCUUCUGGAAGGAGAAACUCAAUCAUACCACCAUUGAUCUAGGUAUGGCCCCAGAGAGGCUGGAAACAUUUGAGAAUGGAGAGAGUAAGACCAUAUACCCAAUUGAGAAACUAAAAUCGAUUAAGGGACAUCUUGUUUUCUUCCCUCUGGAGUUCAUGUGCCAAGAAGAUUUGAGACCUGUAUUCAAUGAAAGUGAAUUUUAUGCAUCUCCUCACGUAUUCCACUAAGUGUGUAUAUAAAAUGCUAGGAAGUAGCGUAGACUAUAGACCGUACAGAUUGAAAUAGACUGGUAAUUGAUCAUUCCUUGGGAAGGUAAUCAACAUUGGAAGCAAGAAGAAAGGCACUAACAAGGGAGAAAAGGUGGAACUAACUGAAUUAACAUGCGUUUCCGUGUGAGCUUUUUGUAAUGCUAUAAUGGCAUCAUUGUGUAUAUUCUUUACGGAAUUGUAUUCUAGAGCUGGAGAAUAAAAGUACGCCUUUCUGCAUCCUAUCUUUCUGCCUUUCUAUCAAUCUUUGUCAAUUUAGCUUGCCAGACAAGAGGACCUAAUACCUGUUU